Dunckerocampus dactyliophorus (ringed pipefish) is the source of this 2213-nucleotide messenger RNA. It is a transcript of the gene neurod2, whose product is annotated as neuronal differentiation 2. The record is from RefSeq and is a predicted model, not a curated record. Lineage: Eukaryota; Metazoa; Chordata; Actinopteri; Syngnathiformes; Syngnathidae. The coding region runs from base 344 to 1420 and encodes 358 amino acids. Gene Ontology annotation, molecular function: protein dimerization activity. Gene Ontology annotation, biological process: regulation of DNA-templated transcription; nervous system development. The transcript is spliced from 3 exons.
CUCCAGGGAGGCCAAAUCUCUCCGAAUGCGAGCGCAUGUCAAUCACCGGGCCCCUCAUGUGAUGGCUCUUGCCGGUGACGUGCAGCCAUAUGGGCGCUGGCAUCGCAGCCUUAUAGCUGGACGCACGCUUUCUUUCAGGGAGGGGGGGGAGAGACGCCAGUGAAGGAAGAGCCAGAGCUGAGGUUGCACCUGCACACCGACACGGAGCGACGCUUCGUUCCUCCCUGAAGAUGGUCUAAAACGGUGUUUUUUUCCUAUCCUGUUUUGGUACUCCCCCACCCCCUUCCUUCCUCCUCCCUUCUCGUCAUCCAUCCCACGAGAAGCACUCGAGCCCAGAGCCAAAAUGCUGACGAGGCUUUUCAGCGACCCCUCGCUGCUCCCCGAUGUGCAGAAAUACUCGGGCUGGGCCGAGGACAGCGACGGCGACGACGGCAAGCUGAAAGACGACGACGUGGACCCGGACGCCCAUGAGGACGACAUGGAUGAGCUGAGAGGAGGCAGCCGGACCCACUCGGAGCAUGCUGGUGAGGACGACGAGGACGACGAGGCGGAGGAGGACGACGAUGGCGAGGACACAGAGGGGGAGCGCCCCAAGAAGCGGGGCCCCAAGAAGCGCAAGAUGACGCAGGCCCGCAUCGAGCGCUCCAAGAUGCGUCGCAUCAAGGCCAACGCCCGCGAGCGGACCCGCAUGCACGACCUGAACUCUGCACUGGACAACCUGCGUAAAGUGGUGCCAUGCUACUCCAAGACGCAGAAAUUGUCCAAAAUCGAGACGCUGCGCCUGGCCAAAAACUACAUCUGGGCCCUGUCGGAGAUAUUGCGCUCGGGGAAGCGUCCGGACCUGGUGUCCUAUGUACAGACCCUGUGCAAGGGUCUCUCCCAGCCCACCACCAACCUGGUGGCCGGCUGCCUGCAGCUCAACUCCCGCAACUUCCUCACCGAGCAGCCGUGCCCCGACGGCGCCCGCUACGGCUCGGGUUCCUUCUCCAUGCACUCGUACCCCUACCAGUGCGCCCGCCUGUCCAGCCCCCACUGCCGCCAGGGCUCGAACUCGCAUCCGCUGGGCUCACACGGCUACUGCCCGGCCUACGACUCUGUGUACGGUGGGAGCGGUUCCCCGGAGUACAACAGCCCCGAGUACGAGGGGCCCCUCAGCCCGCCGCCCCUGUGUAUCAACGGCAACUUUUCCCUAAAGCACCAGGGCUCGGCAUCCCCCGACAACGACAAGGCGUACCACUACUCUAUGCAUUACUCCGGCCUGCCCGGCUCCAGGCCCGGCGCGGCCCACAACCUGGUGUUUGGUUCCUCCGGCGCCCGGAGUGGCAUUCACUCGGAAAACGUCCUGCCUUACCACGACAUGCACUUACAUCAUGAGCGGGCCCCUGGCUAUGAAGAACUCAACGCCUUUUUCCACAAUUAGAAGGAGAAGCCGCGCGGCGCCUUGCUAUCCACAAUCUGACCACUUGAUUUCUUUCUUUUUAUCGGAUAAAGAUGUGAGUGCUUUUCCUUGACUUCAUCCAGGAUUCCCUUCUUGUUGUUUGCAAUCGUCAGGGAAAUAAGAGCGGGAGACGACGCACACAAAAUACAAUGUAACUAAUUGACACCACAGAGAGAUUUUUAAGUAUUCAUGUUUUUUUUUUAUGAUUAUUUUAAAGAUGUACUUUGUAUUUGUGUUGGUGCCUGUUUGCAGUUUUGCCACUAUCUACACUGGAGAAUUGGACUUAGAACAUUGUAAAAAAAAAAACUAAGAAAAAAAGAGAGAAAUGAAUCUUCCUCCUGUGUACAUUACAUUGUGUUUUUUUGUAUUGCUUUUAAAAUAAAUUUAAGAAGGGAAAAAACAGAAAUAAAUGAGGCUACUUGAGCUGUUCUUUUUUUUGUUGUUGUUGUUUGGCAUCUAUGCAAAAGCAGAUGUGACCACACACACUUUUAAAAAAUAUACUUUUCUCUCUUUGUUUUGUUAUUUAUUAUCAAUACUCCUUUAAGUGAACCAUUGCAUUGUAUUAUUUAUUUUGUUAUUUUACAUUUUAAUUUAUUAUUAUUGCUGCACGUCUAUUUAUUAUUAUUAUUAUGUGGGUUUUUCUGUAAUUAAUGUGAAUAGUCAAUGGACAUGAAGGGAUCCCAUGUGUUUAUUUAUUGAUUUUCCAUCCGGUCUUUCAACUUUGUAUUCAAUCAACUGUGUGGUUAAAAAAUGUAAUAAAAUGACAAUAAGCGAU